Molecule: messenger RNA, 1624 nt
Organism: Trichoderma asperellum CBS 433.97
Lineage: Eukaryota; Fungi; Ascomycota; Sordariomycetes; Hypocreales; Hypocreaceae
Source: RefSeq, a predicted model, not a curated record
GCGCACCCGUCUGCCGUUUCAGCAUAAGCGCCGCGUCUUUUCUCUGCCAUUAAUCGCCAGAGAUCGCCUCCCAUCGCGGUAAAAGCGAUGGUGAUCGAUCUGACCGAUUCACCAUGCCGAAUGCCAUCAUCAGCUGGUUCCGGCGCCGGCGCGUCGCAAGAAGCAGCAGGAGGCAGCGAGCGCUGUCGGCAUCGUCCGCCAUCGUGAAAGAGGCUCUGCCCGCACCACCGCAUCCGAAGCUCCCCUCGCAGCGCCGAGCUCGCCUCACUCCAACGCCGUCAUGCGACGACUUCGUCUCUGCUGCCAAUGCCGCCACCGCAAACAGCUUCUUCUUCACCAAGCUUCCCUUGGAGAUCCGUCGCAAGAUCCUCAUCGAGGCCUUUGGGGGUCGGACGGUCCACAUGGAUCUUGUUUACGACCACCCACUGCUGCCUCCAGAAGAAGGGGCCUUUAUACUUGAGGAUGGCACGUGGCGAAGACCGCCUCAUGGCAAUAUGAACCUUCGCUUUCAAGGUGGCAGCUGCGAUGUGCAAAACCUCAGACUGGACGACUCGCGACCGAAAGAGUGGGCAUGGAGAAGCUCUGUCUGUCACCGAAAUAUCCCAGGUUGUCCUCCUACCCUGCGAAAUCAGCCCGCCGAAGAUUACUGUCGAUUUGGCCAGACGGAAUGGCAGCGCGUUUGCUUAACCUGGCCAGGCGAGUUCCCGACCAAGUGUCUGAUAGGGGCAAUGGGGUGGCUGCGCAGCUGUCGCCAAGCAUACGUCGAGGGCAUCGAUAUCCUGUACUCCACCAACACGUUCCACACAGCCAGCAAGGAAAUGAUCCUCAGCCUCAAAUCCAUUCUCCUCCCUCAGCGAUUAUCCAGCAUCACCUCCGUAGAGCUCCUGUGGGACUUUGCGCCGUUCCCGAGCAUCCAUCCGCAAGUUGUCAAGCCGCCUUUAUCAGAUAUGGCAAGCUUCCACGCAUUUCUCAACGCCAUCCCAACCACGUUUCCCGCCAUAAAAAGGCUGCACAUAUCACUGCAAGGACGGCUAUAUCCGACCAAAACUGUCGACGGUAGAACAACCUGGGAUAACAACAUCGACAGAACCGACGAAAUCCUGCAUCCGGUGGAUAACUUUGUCUUGGAGCUAGCCCCCAACGUGCAAGACUUUUCGCUCGGCAUUCCAAGCUCUCUAUACAUACAUCAGCGAGACCGAGCUCUCAAAAACAAAGACCCAGUAGAGCAAGCUCACCUGAAACAGAAUGAGCGGCAUUGGAGGCCGCUAAAGGGCUCUGCGGAACGAUCAGGAUACUGGGUAUGGCUGGGACAGAAGGAUUUCACCAUGCCAGUUAUAUGCACGAUGGGUGAAGGGGGAGGCUUACGAGAUUUCGUCGGAGAGGAGAACUGGGUCCUUUAUAAAUUCUAGACGUGCGUCUCUUUUUUAUUCCCCUCGUUUUGGAUUUCCUUAUACCGUGUCGUUAUACCAUUGUCUUUUCGUCGCAAGAAUAUGGUGUAAGCCCGAGUCUAUUUUCGGGUUACCCUACGCCGAGCAUUUCUGUCCUCUCAGCGAGCUAUUUCAUAUACUUUUGUCUAUACGCUCAUCUAUAUAUAUAUAUACCUAUUUAAAUAGCAAUUCAUCAG